Musca domestica (house fly) is the source of this 1203-nucleotide messenger RNA. RefSeq names its product beta-1,4-galactosyltransferase 7 (gene beta4GalT7). Gene Ontology annotation, molecular function: xylosylprotein 4-beta-galactosyltransferase activity. Lineage: Eukaryota; Metazoa; Arthropoda; Insecta; Diptera; Muscidae. The coding region runs from base 221 to 1153 and encodes 310 amino acids. Gene Ontology annotation, biological process: carbohydrate metabolic process; proteoglycan biosynthetic process. The transcript has 3 exons. The record is from RefSeq and is a predicted model, not a curated record.
AAUCCCUACUUAUGUCAAUCAAAAUCUAAAAAUACUCUUCUCCAAGGGAAUAAAAUCAUACAAUUCCAAUUUUUGUAUGAAAUCCUGCCAAAGGAGAAAUCUGAACACAAUAAAACAUGUCAUAACAAACUCCAGAAUCCAUCAGUCCCAUAGAAGUUGUAUAUCUAAUUGUAGUACCAUUAGUUCAUUAAAGAAUUUAUAUAUAGACAAAUAAGGAGGCAUGGCGAGUAUAACAACCAUAAAUUGGCUUUUUAUAUGUGGCCUAUUUUUCUGUUUGGGCGGUGUUGCGGUGCUAAGUUUUAUGUCCUUACCUUCAGAUUGCAUUUGUCCCAUAAGCAGACCAAAGCCUAAAGAAUCUUCCGACUUGUUGAACAAACCACCGGAUCAGUUACAAGUUGUACAUAAGUUAGCCAUUUUAGUGCCAUUUCGAGAUCGUUUUGAGGAGCUAUUACAAUUUGUGCCACACAUGACAAAGUUCCUAAAGAAACAAAAUGUCAAUCACCAUAUUUUUGUUUUAAAUCAGGUGGAUCGUUACCGCUUUAACCGUGCCUCUCUGAUAAAUGUUGGCUUUCGUUUUGUUAGCGGUGUCUAUGAUUAUGUUGCCAUGCAUGAUGUCGAUUUGUUGCCUUUGAAUGAUGAUCUACAUUAUGAGUAUCCAAGUGAUGCUGGCCCAUUACAUAUUGCCGCACCAGAUUUACACCCGAAAUAUCACUAUGAAAACUUUGUGGGAGGCAUACUGUUGGUGAGAAAUGAUCAUUUUGAAAAAAUGAAUGGAAUGUCAAAUAAGUACUGGGGAUGGGGUUUAGAAGAUGAUGAAUUUUUUGUACGAAUCAGAGACGCCGGUUUAAAGGUGACAAGGCCGCAGGGUAUCAAGACUGGAGUAAACAAUACAUUUAACCAUAUACACAAUCGUUACCAUCGUAAACGUGAUACACAAAAGUGUUUUAAUCAAAAAGAAGUAACCCGUAGACGAGAUCGCGAAACGGGUCUGAAUACUCUACAGUACAAAAUAACCAAGGUUCAUGACAUGUUUAUCGACGGCACACAGAUAACAGUGCUCAACAUUGAACUGGAAUGUGAUUUGGAUAAAACACCGUGGUGUGACUGCAGUGGUAAUGCCCAGGCUGCCGCGGAAGAACAAAUGAAACAGUGAUAAUAACAAAUAAAAUGUCAUAAGUAAUACAAAACUUUUUGUCCUAUAAA